AUGGUUGGGUUACAAUCGUUGUUAUCCUCAGAGCACAAGUCAAGUGUUGAUUUUUCAAUAACAAUUGGUUACUUUUCUUGUUCAAAAAUACAAGUAGCUAAGACAACCAAGCAGGAAUUGAAAGAUUUACAUUUGAAAGAGUUUAAUUAUACUAGAGAAUAUUAUGAUCCAUAUGGUAGAUUGAAGGCAAUGAUCCCUAAAGCAUAUGAUGGACAUAAACCUGAGUUGGAAGACUUUUGGGCUAACCUUCAGGACAGUUUUGAAGUUAGAGAGAUGAAUUAUUACUGGCUUACAGUACCACAAGUAAGAGAUUUUAAAAUAGAGACAAAUAUCCCUAAGGAAUUAAAGGAUGAUGGCGAAUUGUUAGAUCCAAUGUACAAGGAACAAGAAAUGGAUAAGAAGCCCCUUUCCCCAAUUAAAUUGGAACGUGUGGACAAAGAAGAAACCUGUAUUAACAAGGAACUAAAUCCGGAAACAUAUAAUACAGAGGAGGACAAGGUUUAUAGAAAUGGUGGAAUGUCGGUACAGGUGAGAAUGCAGACGUGGAUGGUGACAAGGCAGCAUCCAUUUCCAGUUGGGCCAUGGAUUGGCGCCAGGGGAGCUACAAAGUGUGCUACUGUAAGCAUGGCAACAGUCUCUCUGUAUGACUCUUUAUCAUCAAAGAAGGGUUGCCGAUUUAGAAAACGUGCAGACUGGAAAGUGAGAGCAGCAGCCGUUGUAUAUAAAAACCUUCGGCCGGAUGAUUUCAUGCAUCCUCUUGACAAACAGAAUACAGCACUUCUAAGAGCUCUUCCAGGCUUGAAUGAAUUUGGCAAGAUGUUAUUGGGGCCAGUAGCAGAGCAGAUUAUGCUUCUGGAGAACAUAGGAACCUCAGUGCUUGUGACUGAAAAUCAGCUUUCUGAUCUUCAUCAAGUACUGGUUGAAGCAGCAAAUCUUCUGUGUGUUGAGGCUCCUGACCUCUAUGUACGGCAGAAUCCUGUGCCAAAUGCAUAUACCUUAGCAAUAGGAGGACGAAAGCCAUUUAUUGUGGUUCAUACAAGUAUUGUGGAGCUUCUUACCCUUAGGGAGUUGCAGGCAGUGAUAGCACAUGAAUUAGGACACCUCAAGUGUGACCAUGGCAUCUGGCUCACUUUUGCAAACAUUCUUACAUUGGGUGCCUACUCUGUACCUGGUUUAGGUUCUUUUAUUGAGGAACAGUUAUUCCGGUGGUUGCAAGCAGCAGAACUGACAUGUGAUAGAGCUGCCUUGCUUGUGGUGCAGGAUCCGAAAGUGGUGAUUUCAGUGUUAAUGAAAUUGGCGGGAGGGUGCCCAUCUCUGGCAGAUCAAUUGAAUGUAGAUGCAUUUCUGGACCAAGCUCGAUCUUAUGAUGCUGCCUCAUCAACCCCAGUGGGUUGGUAUCUAAGGAAUGCUCAGACACGCCAGCUAUCCCAUCCAUUGCCUGUUCUCCGUGCCAAGGAAAUAGAUCAGUGGGCCACAAGCCCUCAAUACAAGGCUCUCUUAGCCCGUUCUGCUGCUAUUCAACAAAACAAAUCUAGCUGAGAAAAACUGGAAGACAUAUAAUGUAAAAUAUAGAACAUGUCCUAUAAUUCUUAUAAUUCGAUUCCAAACUAAACUGUAUUAUGCGACGUUAUAUUCAUAGGCAACAGGAAUUUCUAAGUUCAGGGAUGAGGACCCCUUUCCCACAUUUAACCCACAUCUCCUGGACUCUUAUGAUUAUAUUAAAUUGUAAAUUGUAAUAUAGUCAUACACUUUAUUCAUAUACUCUCUGUCCCAGUACCAGUACCAGUAUGACUCAUUAUAUUGUGAAAGGCUAGUACUUGCAUCAUUACAGAGAUCCGCUGCGAGAACAUAUCCAUUUGAACAAUAAAUAUUGCCAUGCUCUAGCAAUGUCUUUGAAAA
Cryptomeria japonica (Japanese cedar) is the source of this 1899-nucleotide messenger RNA. RefSeq names its product plastoglobule-localized metallopeptidase 48, chloroplastic. Gene Ontology annotation, cellular component: endoplasmic reticulum membrane. Gene Ontology annotation, molecular function: metalloendopeptidase activity. NCBI's taxonomy places the organism in Eukaryota, Viridiplantae, Streptophyta, Pinopsida, Cupressales, Cupressaceae. Gene Ontology annotation, biological process: CAAX-box protein processing. The transcript has 10 exons. The record is from RefSeq and is a predicted model, not a curated record. The coding region runs from base 1 to 1539 and encodes 512 amino acids.